AUUUACUAAUUUAAAAAUGGAUGGAUAGAGAAGAGAAAAGAAAAGGUUAAAGGGCACGUGUAAAGGUAGUGGACAUAUCUGAUGAACGUAGCGAGUGAGUGACGCUGUUGUUUUCAAGCAUCAGCUACCGACGUUGACUCUCCAAACUACCAUUCAUUCCUUCAAAUUAAGUUUUCUUUCUAAUUAUAAUUAUAAUUCUAACCGUAAAACCCCUAAACCAACCACUUUUCUAUUUCCAACCCUUAAUUCUCAGAUCUACCCUUUCCCUUCUAUGGCUUCUCCGUCUGUUGCUAUUCCCUCUACGACCGACUCUCCGCCACAUCCCAUCGAUCCUUCCUCCUACUCCGUUGAUCGUAAUCAUUCUUCCAAUUCCUCCCCCAAUCUUUUCGCAGAUGCUGAAAAUCAGUCUCCGGAUGUAUUGAAGAGUGAAGAGUAUCGUCAAUUGUUUCGUCUUCCACAGGAAGAAGUUCUUAUUGAAGAUUUUAAUUGUGCCCUCCAGGAAAACAUACUUAUCCAGGGUCAUAUGUACCUCUUUGUCAACUUCAUUUGUUUCUACUCGAACAUUUUUGGGUUUGAGACAAAGAGAAUUAUCCCACUCCCUGAAAUCACAGGCGUACGGAGGGCAAAGACAGCUGGGAUAUUUCCCAAUGCCAUUGAGAUUAUUUCUGGAAGCAAGAAGCACUUCUUUGCAUCCUUCCUAUCCCGUGACGAAGCUUUCAAGAUUAUUAAUGACGGAUGGUUGCGACAAGGCAAUGAUGCCAGAGCAAUUAUGGAACAGCAGGAAUCAAUAUCUGAGCCCAGCAGCCAAGAUAGUGGAUUUGUAACUGUUGAAAAUGUCAAAAGUUCUGAUGUACUUGACAAUGAGGCACUUACUACUGACUUGAGCCAAGGUACUUCUAUGUGCAAAGAGGUGGGGCUUCCAUCGAUUGUUGGAGAAGACCCCGUAUUGAUGGUGGUUUCAGAGAAGCAAAGUGUAAAACAGAAUACUAAGUCUGAAUUGAAUAACGAACCCACUGGAGUGGGUUGGAAUGAGGAGGAUAUUGAUGCUCCGGCAACCCCAGAAGCUUAUACAUGUGUUGCAGAAUCGAAGUUUCCGAUAAAGGUUGAAGACUUCUUUAGGUACUUUUGCUCGGACAAUGCUGUAAAUUUUCUCGAGUCUUUUCGUAAACGAUGUGGUGAUAAAGACUUUAAGUGUACUUCAUGGCUUCCUCAGGAGAAAUUUGGGUAUGCUCGUGAACUGACAUUUCAACAUCCAAUAAAAAUUUAUCUCGGAGCCAGAUUUGGCGGCUGCCAUGAGGUCCAGAAAUUUCGAGUUUACAGGAACAGUCAUUUGGUUAUACAGACAUCACAAGAAGUCAGUGACGUACCUUAUUCAGACUACUUUCUUGUUGAGGGAUUAUGGAAUGUAGAGAGAGACAAAGAUGAAUCAAAAGAAAGCUGCACAUUGAGGGUAUACGUGAAUGUGGCAUUUACUAAAAAAACUAUCUGGAGAGGCAAAAUAGUACAAUCAACAAUUGACGAAUGUAGAGAGGCCUAUGCAACGUGGAUGAACAUGGCACAUGAGUUCUUAAAACAGAAAAACCUUGAAAAACAAGUUCAAAAUGGCAAAAUGAGUUUGGACAGAGAAGCAAAGACAGGAGAAACUUCAGAAGGGUCACAAGAUCAAAGUAAUCCUACAAGGAGACAAACUUCGUCCAAUGCCAUUGAUGCUAUUCACAAUGUUAGCACUCAACUGCGAGGAAAUUUUAUUGACACGUCUGUUCCAUCUCUGUUCAAAGAGUUUGCGACAAAAUUUAGGUCUUCUUUGAAAAGUCAGAGCAAUCUUUCACUUCUCCUCGUUACCAUUUUUGCUCUGAUUUUCUUCAUGCAGUUUAGCAUACUGAUGCUCUUGGCCAGACCUCAACAUAUACAUGUGAGCCCUUCUGUAGAGUUAACGAAUAGGAUGAACAAUGGAGUGACUGUAAGUUCUUCAGACAUAGCAUGGCUGGAGAAAAGAGUUCAUCAUCUUAAAGAUGAGAUGUACAUGGUUGAGUCUAGGCUUGAAAGAAUGCGGUAUGAGCAUGCACUCUUAAAAAAGCAACUAAAAGAUCUAGAACAUAAAUAGCUAGCAGAGCCCCCCUCCUCCUCUAUAUAUCUAUAUAUAUCAUCUGUUUGUAUAUACAUGCAUGAUGUCGUAUAGCAAACAUUAAAUAUCGUAAAUUCAUAUCUCAUUGUAAAUGAGGACUUUAUACCUAAAAUAGAAUAGGACAAGCUAGCAACUUGUGAUUUAGGAGUUGUUUUCCCAGCAUUCAAGGACAUGAUGAGGUGCAAUAGUUAGUAUAAAAAUUCUCUGUUUUGUUAUUGCUCUUACUAUAAAAUGAACAUCAAUUAAAUCCUGGAAGAUGUACUUAAUUUGGUUAACAAAAUAAAAUUGAUGUCAUUUGUUUUCAUUUUUACA
Messenger RNA from Cicer arietinum (chickpea), 2437 nucleotides. RefSeq names its product protein VASCULAR ASSOCIATED DEATH 1, chloroplastic. Gene Ontology annotation, biological process: negative regulation of programmed cell death. The record is from RefSeq and is a predicted model, not a curated record. Lineage: Eukaryota; Viridiplantae; Streptophyta; Magnoliopsida; Fabales; Fabaceae.